This is a messenger RNA of Cylicocyclus nassatus, 1365 nucleotides long. NCBI's taxonomy places the organism in Eukaryota, Metazoa, Nematoda, Chromadorea, Rhabditida, Strongylidae. The record is from the annotation of a GenBank genome assembly.
UUUUCAUUUCCAGUUCGACCAUGGAGUUCGCGUUUGUACUAAUGGUGCUGGCCUGCAACUACAUUGAGGGCAAUCUCGUUGGAAGGAACAGUAGUGACCACACUGAAGUUACAGAGGAGAAUGCGACGAACGCAACGACUUCGGCGCACUUCGCAGCUGUCACCCCUCUUGAGAGAAGGAUGCUUGAUGGAAGUGCAGCUUUUCGAAGGCCUACUGAGCAUGAAAUGCAGCCUAUGAUAAAGAAUGCUAGAAAGGAAAAUAUGGAUCGUGCUCGUAGAGACGAACCCUUGCUCGCUCCUGAAAUUGUCUGGAAUAAUGUGGAUCAAUCUGGGAGCACGAAUGAGGAUGAAAAUAUGAAUGUAGAUACAAAUAAGGAUCAAGUUGAAGUUGAUUUCGGAGAAUCAUAUCAUCGACGUUCUAAAGAUGAUGAUGAUGUCUAUGAAUAUUUUAAUGACGAUAACGAUGACUCUAUGCGCAACGAAAACGAAGUGAACGACGACGUCUCUGGCAACUACGAAUCUCAAAAUGAACGAGUGCGUUCAUAUGGUCUUGUAAAUUCGGAUGGAGACGAUGUUACCAGUGAGGAUGAAGACGCAGUUUUCUAUAAUAGACCACUUAAUGAGGGUACAGAUUCCCGUGAAGGACCACUUGAUGACUUCCGUAGCAACUACGAAUCUCAAAAUGAACGAGUGCGUUCAUAUGGUCUUGUAAAUUCGGAUGGAGACGAUGUUACCAGUGCGAAUGAAGACGCAGUUUUCUAUAACAGACCAGUUAGUGGGGGUACAGAUUCCCGUGAAAGACGCAACUACGAUUCUCAAAAUGAACCAGUGCGUGCAUAUGGUAUGCGUGUAUCUGGUAUUGAAAAUGGGGACGGAGACGAUGAUACCAGUAAGGAUGAUGAUGAUGGUGAACCACUUGAUGACGAUACAGGUUCCUAUGAUGGACCACUUGAUGAAGGCGUCGAUGAUUUUAGUAGCAAAGCCAAUACCGUUCAUUUGCACUUCACUGCCAUGUCCCCCAAAUCUAGAGCUAUCGUUAGUAGAAUGCUUUCGCUUCUCAGCGAAGAGGUGGGAAAAUUUGAGGGUGGAUCAUCCGGCUUUGGCUCUAAUGAUGCUGAAUCCGAUGUACGCAAGAAAGCUCCAUGUACCAGAAAACAUUUGCAUCUUGCGGUUGAAGAGUUGAAAUGGGGAUGUCGUGGUGUCAUGGAGUUUUACGACAAGGUAUGCAAGAAAGAUUACGCUAACUGUAUCCGUAGAAGGAAAAAACGAAGAUGUAUACCGCAACUGUGUAACUGGGCCAGACGACGAACCAAUAAAUACUGUUACCUAGAAGUUUUCGGCUGUAAUUAAGUCAAUCACAAUAAAG